Molecule: messenger RNA, 3154 nt
Organism: Nymphaea colorata (pocket water lily)
Lineage: Eukaryota; Viridiplantae; Streptophyta; Magnoliopsida; Nymphaeales; Nymphaeaceae
Product: potassium channel AKT1-like
Exons: 11
Coding region: 149-2758 (869 amino acids)
Biological process (GO): potassium ion transport; transmembrane transport
Cellular component (GO): membrane
Molecular function (GO): protein binding; voltage-gated potassium channel activity
Source: RefSeq, a predicted model, not a curated record
UAGUUUGAGAGGAGAGUGGGGCCUAACCCCGAUGCCACUCGUGCUGACGAGAAUUUUUUCAGGAGAUUUAAGUUAGCCUUUUUUAGGAGUUUGGCCUCCUCUUCCUCCUCCUCCUCCUCUGUGAGAGACGGAGAGGGAGAGGUGAACGAUGAACGUUCCGGUGUGUGAGGGUGAACAGUUGGGCUCGAUAGAAGGCAGCUAUUACAGCCUUUCGCAUGGCAUCCUACCUCCACUUGGCGCGAGGAGCAACCGCCGAGUCAAGCUCAAGAACUUCAUCAUCUCCCCAUAUGAUCGUCAUUACAGAGCCUGGGAAAUUUUUCUUAUCCUUUUGGUUGUCUACUCUGCUUGGGUGUCACCAUUUGAGUUUGGAUUCCUGAAUGAAGCCAAGGGACACCUUGCGGUGUUUGAUAAUGUUGUCAAUGCCUUCUUCGCAGUCGAUAUCGUCAUGACCUUCUUUGUUGCUUACAUCGAUAGGGAUACAUACUUGCUUAUCGACGAUCAUCAAAAGAUUGCUCGGAAAUACUUGCUGUCUUGGUUUAUUCUGGAUUUCAUCUCCACUAUACCAUUAGAACUUGGUCGACUGCUCUCACCACGAAGCCUCCGAUCUUAUGGGUUCUUCAACAUGCUUAGACUGUGGCGGCUUCGAAGAGUUAGUGCUCUAUUUGCCAGGUUGGAGAAAGACAGAAAAUUCAGCUACUUUUGGGUCCGCUGCUUGAAGCUUAUCUGUGUAACUUUGUUUGCAGUUCAUUGUGCUGGCUGUUUCUAUUAUCUCCUUGCAGCAAGGUACCCUGACCCUGCAAAAACAUGGAUUGGAGCUUCGUGGCCAGAUUUUAAAGCAGAAAGCUUGUGGGUCCGCUAUGUGACAUCAGUGUAUUGGUCAAUUACCACACUGACUACCGUUGGAUACGGUGACCUGCAUCCUGAAAAUGAAAGAGAGAUGAUAUUUGAUAUCACUUACAUGUUGUUCAAUCUUGGAUUGACUGCAUAUUUGAUUGGUAACAUGACUAAUUUGGUAGUCCAUGGUACCAGCCGUACAAGGAAAUUUAGAGAUACAAUUCAAGCAGCUUCAAGUUUUGCAAUACGAAAUCAGUUGCCUAUUCGGUUGCAAGAGCAAAUGCUCGCACAUUUGUGUCUAAAGUACAGAACUCACUCAGAGGGACUGCAACAGCAAGAAACUCUAGAGUCUCUUCCGAAAGCCAUCCAUUCCAGCAUUACCCACUAUCUGUUCUAUGCUCUGGUUGACAAAGUUUAUCUGUUUCGAGGGGUUUCAACUGAUUUGAUUUUUCAGUUGGUCUCUGAAAUGAAAGCUGAAUAUUUUCCACCAAAGGAAGAUGUGAUCUUGCAAAAUGAAGCACCCACGGACUUUUAUAUUCUGGUGACUGGCACCGUGGAUCUUAUUAUGUACAAGAAUGGAUCUGAGCAGAUUGUUGGCAAUGCAUGUGCUGGAGAUGUUAUUGGAGAAAUAGGAGUUUUAUGUUACAGGCCUCAAUUAUUCACAGUUCGUACAAGGAGACUUUGCCAGCUUUUACGGUUGAAUCGUACCACGUUCCUGAAUAUAGUUCAGUCUAAUGCUGGAGAUGGAACAAUAAUCUUACGUAAUUUUUUGCAGCACUUGAAAGAAAGUGAUGAUCCAGUGAUGCAAGGAGUUUUAGCAGAGACUGAGAAUAUGCUAAGGAGAGGAAAAUUGAAUUUGCCUCUUAACCUUUGUUUUGCUGCUCAAAGAGGAGACGUCUCACUGUUGAAACAAUUAUUACAGCGUGGCUUAGACCCAAAUGAACCUGACAUUAGUGGGAAAACAGCACUGCAUAUAGCAGCAGCUGAAGGAAAUGGAAAAUUUGUUCAGCUUUUGAUUGAUCACGGUGCAGACGUUAACAGCAAAGAUUUGGAAGGAAAUGUGCCAUUAUGGGAAUCAAUAGUUUCAGGACAUGAUGCAGUGAGCAAGCUGUUAUGUGAAAACGGUGCAAGUCUUCAAUCAGGGGACAUGGCCAACUUCGUUUGUGUUGCUGCCGAGCGCAGCAGUAUUCAGAUGCUGAAGGACAUAGUUCAUUAUGGUGGUGAUGUAACAAUUGCAAGGGGCGAUGGGACAACUGCACUUCAUGUUGCUGUCUGUGAAGGGAAUGCUGAUGUUGUCAAGUUUCUUGUAGACCAUGGUGCUGAUAUUGAGAAGCUGGAUCAACAAGGUUGGACCCCAGUUGCGUUGGCAGAGCAGCAGUGCCAUGAAGAGAUAAGAACUCUGUUCAACUCCAUAGGAGGGUGCCGUCUUAAAAAGACAGGCUCUGAUUCUCAUUUAUGGGCACCAAAGUUGGCUCCUCCACCGCUGAAGAAUGUCAACAGUAUGCCUAAUCCACUCUUUGUCCGUCCUUCAGUAACAGUUGAUCAGCAUAGGCGGGAACCAGACAAAUUCCGGAACUCACUCUUCGGUAUCCUCUCUUUGACACAUGAUUUUGGUAAACAAAUGGGCCCGGUGUCUCUUGAAGACCAGACGAAUGGCAAAAUAGGUGACCAGGUAAUCUCUAAGAGGGUGACGAUUCAUAGUCUCCAAACGGGACAAGAGGGCGGAAAGCUUAUUCGGCUGCCUGGUACCAUGGAAGAGCUACUUUGUAUUGGUGCCGAGAAGUUUGGUUUUUUGCCUAUGCGGGUCCUAACUGAAGAUAAAGCUGAUAUUGAUGACAUAAGCUUAAUAAGGGAUGGAGAUCGUUUGUUUCUAGUCGAAGAUGCAAAGUCAUCUGUUUCUAAAGAAGGGACAAGGGAGUUGUAACUUUUAUCUGCCAAUCUUUGAAGGCCACAGUUGAGAUAGGUUUGCUUCAACAGGCUGCUCAAAGGAUGACAUGAAUAUUGGACAAAGUAGAUUCCAGAGUUAAUUCACCACUCUGUUGGUCUUGGGUCUCUUGGUUGUUGGAUGUCCUCAGUCAUGAAGAGGGGCUACUGUGAUCAUAGUUGAUUGGUUGUGUAUUCGGAUGUCUUUGUAUUAAAAAAAGGCUGUCACCGUUGCUAGCGGCUUCUGAAUCUCUUUUAUAGGUUGGACAUGUUGUAUGCACCACAUUUCCAGCUUAAGGAAAUUGCUAAAUACUAUAACUUCAAUGGCCUCUCAAUGGUGUACAUUUCCAGUGAAAGCAUCAAAUAUGCAAAUUCCAGAAAAUUUUUUAAUUUUCAA